AAAAAUUCGGUGUCAGUUUAGUAAUCAGUUAAUACCAAUACUCAUUUUGACCACAGCAAUUAUUAAAUAUCCCAAAAAUGCAGCAGUCUACAUCGGCACAGUCAAAAAAUACAAGUUCUGGCGAAGGUGCUCGCCUUCCACUGCUAGCCUGCACCAUAAACGGGUGCCUUGUGCCCACCGAGGUGGACAAAAUCAAGACGAAGUGCUCCCAGAUGGUCACUGCUCCAUAUAUAAUUCCAGAACCAGUGGUCGUCGGAAAGACAUCGGUUUUUCAAGUUGCCGGAAUGAUGGCCCAAAUGGGCGACAUUCUUUCACGUGCCCAGGGCUCGGAUUUGGAUCAGCCCAUUUAUCGGAUUAAGCCAGGAACCCAUGCCCAUGUCAUUAAUUAUCAGCUCAUAGAGGAGAAGUCAGAUUUAAUGGAUAAAGUUAGAUCCGGUGUCCCCGAGGUCGAGCAUCUGCGUUUGGAUUUCCAGAGGGAAUGUGCCAUCACAGAGUUGCAGAAGCUAAUAACCGAUUACGAGGGAACGAUUCCACAUGUCAUCAAUCACUUACCACCCGCGGCACCAAAUGCAAAACCAUAAUGGCACAGUCAUAUCCUGAUCCUUCAGAACCAAUUCCUUCUGCCCAUAUGCAAGUGUAUUUCUUGGAGCCACCGAGCGGACAGA
Molecule: messenger RNA, 665 nt
Organism: Drosophila gunungcola (fruit fly)
Lineage: Eukaryota; Metazoa; Arthropoda; Insecta; Diptera; Drosophilidae
Exons: 2
Coding region: 78-581 (167 amino acids)
Source: RefSeq, a predicted model, not a curated record